UUGUUUUGAUGAAGUGGUCACGCAGAUGAGCUCCAUCUCACCAUCUGUCUCUCUGCGCCAGUGUUCCAGGUUCAUUGAUAGUGAAGUUUGUCACACUUCAUGACAGUGAUUGUGCUGCUGGUGGCUUCAUAGGCUCUGCUGUCAUGGAGGAAUUUUGACAAACCCUCACCAGCUGACAGACGUGACAUGGGAUGCGGAGUCACGAAAUCAACCCAACUGCAGCUGAAACCAUGCAAUCGAGGGAACAUCUCAGUUCCAGCGGCUACAGCGAUGCGGGCGGCGCUGCUCAUCCAGCGCUGGUAUCGUCAGUAUGUGGCGCGGCUGGAGAUGAGACGCCGCUGCACCUGGAACAUCUUUCAGUCUAUAGAGUAUUCUGGACAACAGGAUCAUAUCAAGCUGUAUAAUUUCUUCGGUUACCUGAUGGAUCAUUUCAGUUCUGCCAACAGCCAAAGGAAUCUCGUAUCGCAUAUGUUUGGCGAGAGUGACGUGUUUCAGGACAUGGAGUGGGAGAGACACGUCUGUUACAAGGAGAUUGAGGUCCUGGACAUCUACACCGGCCCGCAUCUCUCCUUCCCACUGACCAUCUCCAACGUCACAGAGCUGGUGCACGCCUUCAAAAACAAACAAAAGCUUCAUGCGCGGUACGUGCUGCAGCUGCUGGGUAAGACGUGGACGCUCCUGCGCUUGAUGCCCAACAUCAGUCACGUGUGCACCUGCAAACACAAAGAGAUCACCAUCUGUGGAGACUUACACGGCCAUCUUGAGGAUCUGCUCUUGAUCUUUUACAAAAAUGGUUUUCCCUCAGCGGAGACGCCAUAUGUCUUCAACGGUGAUUUCGUGGACAAGUCCAUAGAGAUCCUGUUGGUUCUGUUCGCGUUCCUGUUGCUGUAUCCGCAUGACGUGCAUCUGAACAGAGGAAACCAUGAGGACCACAUUGUUAAUCUGAGGUAUGGCUUCACUAAGGAAGUUCUGAGGAAAUAUCAGAUAGUGGACGUUCUGUGGAGUGACCCGAUGUCUCAGAACGGUUGUGUCCCUAACGAGGUUCGAGGAGGCGGGUGUUACUGGGGGCCGGACGUCACACACAAAGUGCUGGACACACACAAACUGCAGCUGCUCAUCAGAUCUCAUGAGUGCAAGCAGGAAGGUUAUGAAUUCUGCCACAACGGCAGGGUUUUGACGAUAUUUUCAGCCUCUAAUUACUAUGACGUUGGCAGUAACAGAGGUGCUUACAUUCGUUUGGGUCCCGACCUCAUUCCUCACUUCAAACAGUUUCAGUCCAGCAGAUCGACACGAGAGCUCACACUCAGACAGAGUGUGGGACGAACAGAACUUUCUGCAUUGCAGGCUCUGAGGAUGCAGCUGUUUGCACACAAAUCUGACCUGAUCCAUGAGUUUCAGGAAUACGGCCCACAGCGCACAGGUGUGAUCUCUGUGACGCACUGGGCUGCAGCUGUGGAGAAGGCUCUGCGUCUGGCUCUGCCCUGGAGGGUCCUGAGGUCUCAGCUGGUGACCGACAGCGCUCAGGACGGGACGCUCAACUAUCAGCACUGGGUCAACCAGCUCUCCAUCAUCCAGCCCAACACCGAGAUUGCGAACACGAGCCUCCUGGAGACCCUCUACAAACAUCAUUCAAACCUGGAGAGCAUCUUCAGAAUGAUUGACACGGACCACUCAGGUCUGAUCUCGUUCGAGGAGUUUCGUCAGACGUGGAAGCUGCUGAGCUCCCACCUGCAGAUGGACAUCAGUGAUAAAGCCAUCUCAGAUCUGGCCGAGAGCAUCGACUUCAACAAGGACGGCAGCAUCGACAUCAACGAGUUCAUGGAGGCCUUUCGCCUGGUGGAGCAUUCUAGAGCCGAGACGGACGCGCCAGCGUCGCCCGAGUGAGGACAACACAAACACACUGCUUUCUGUGUCGCUCGUCCAAACCUCAAGAGCAGCUGCUGUACGCAUCUAUACACAUCUGAGUGCUUCCUUGGGUUUUAGUAAAGAUGAUGGUAUUUUCAGUGCUUUCACUUUCACAAACACUCAUUAAAUUGAACACAUGAAAUUCAUACAGUGAAGCUUUAUUAAUCAAUCACAGACACAG
This is a messenger RNA of Sinocyclocheilus anshuiensis, 2086 nucleotides long. It is a transcript of the gene ppef2b, whose product is annotated as protein phosphatase with EF-hand domain 2b. The coding region runs from base 187 to 1884 and encodes 565 amino acids. The transcript has 18 exons. Gene Ontology annotation, molecular function: Hsp90 protein binding; phosphoprotein phosphatase activity; iron ion binding. Gene Ontology annotation, biological process: detection of stimulus involved in sensory perception; negative regulation of MAPK cascade. The record is from RefSeq and is a predicted model, not a curated record. NCBI's taxonomy places the organism in Eukaryota, Metazoa, Chordata, Actinopteri, Cypriniformes, Cyprinidae.